AACUGCGCAACUCUAAAAACAACAAAUAUCGUUUAAAAAAAUGUAUUUUAAAAUGAAGUUUAAUUUACAAUUAUUAGUGUGUAAAUACGUUUAAGAACAUGUUUUAAAAGAGUGAACAAAGUAAACAAAUGUUACAAUAAAAAAAAAUGAAGAAAAAAUAAAAUUUAAUCUUAAAAUUCUGUGAAUGAAAAAGGAUUUUAUCGAAAAUCAUGGACAAGAAUACAGAAUUAGAGAACAAAGAGGAAAAGGAUGUUUUACACGAGCUUCAAUGUAAACACAGUCGAAAUUUAAAAGCCACUUCUAAUCUAAAACAUAAGUUAUUCCAAAAAUCAAAACUCCUUGAAUUAUCGAAUAAAAAAGGAGAAAAUUUAGAACGAAAACUAAUGACUGCAAGAUCUGAAAUUGCUGGCAUAAGUCGAAUUUUAGCAGAAUUGGAGCGACAAGAGAGACAAGAAUUAGAAAGUAGAACGCUGAAUCUAAUAAAGGGUGCAAAAAGAAAAUGGGAAAACUCAGAAAAGAAUAAAGUACACGUACAAACUGUUCAGAUUGCUGAAUUACGGGAUAAGCUACAAAAAACAGAAUCUGAAUUAAAUACAUCAAAUACCGAAUUGGAAAAAUUGAAAAUUUUACAGAUUCAGUAUAAAGAGUCUUUAAAUAAAAUGAAGGAAUGCAGUCGUCAGAGUGCUCAAGGGAUAGGGGACAAUUUAAAGAAAAUGAUAAUUCGUUCUCAUGAUCAAUUAUCUGAAGUUCAGAAACAAUUGGAAUUGGAGAAAUUAAAAUACAUAGAUUUACGAGAUCAGAACGAGUUAAUUAUUACCGAAAAUAAGCAAUUACAAUAUCAAUCAAAAAUUUCUGAAUCGAAACUUAAAGAUACGCUUUUGAAUCUUGAAAGUGUUAAAAAGGAAAAAGAAACUUUUGAACUUCAGUUGCGUACCUCUUUAAAUACAGAAGAAAAUCAAUUACAGAAGAUUAAUAAAUUAGAAGAACUAUUGAAAAAAUUACAAGAAAGAGAACUAUCUGAUGCCAAUCUUGAUAAACGUUUAGCAAUUAAAACUGAAGAAGAAAAAAUAAAGUUAAUAGAAGAGGAGAAACUAAAAUUGAUGGAGGAAUUGAAGAAAAGAGAAGAGGAUGAUGACAAAUCCAUUAAAGUAUUGAAAGAAAUAGAAAUUGCUAAAAUUUCAUUGGCAGAGUUAACCAAAGAAUCCGAAAAUAACAAAAUACAAGCAGAUUUGGCUAAUAAGGCUUUAACAAACUCGAAUAAAAAAAAUGAAAAACUUCAGCAUUCAAAUGCAUUAUUACGAAGAGAAUUAGAUGCGUCCCUCCGGGAAAUUCGAGAAAAUCAAUAUCGAAUAGAUAGUCUUAAUAAAUAUUUUGAAUUAAAGAUAUUGAAACAAAAUGAGAUAAUAAGUGAAUAUGAAGAUAAAAUCGAGAAACUACAAAAAGAAAAUAAUAAUUGUCAUGUUAACGAUACUUUACUUAAAAAAGCCUGUUCUAUUCUUGAGGAACAAUUGAAUGAUUAUGAAAAACUGACAAAUGAUUUCGAAAAACGAGAGAAUAGUCUCCUCGAAGAAAAAAGUAAACUGCAAAAUGAUUUACGAACUUUGAAAAGUAAUAUUCGAAAAUGCAAAAUAGUUGAAAGUGAAGAGAAUACGAUGAGACAAAUUGCAGAAAAAGCGAUUGAAAAAUUGGAUGCUGAAAUGAGUGACAUUGAAAACGAGAGAGAUAAUUUAAUUACAGAAAGAGAUGAAUACAAAUUAUUAGUUUAUAAACUAAAUAAACAAAUUACUGAAAUAUCAUUAAAAUGUAGUAAUUUAGAAUGCGAUUUAUCACAAAUGAAGCAAUUAGUCGAUAUGGCAAAAAAGGAAACACAAAUUAUUAAAGAAGAAAAUUCACAGCAUUUAUCGAAAGUUUAUGAAUUAAAAGAAUUGAAUAUAAAUCUUGUUUCGGAUUUACAAAAAAAUGCCAAUCAAUGUCAAGCACUUGAAAUGAGAGUCACUGAACGAGAAGAUGUUAUGAAUGAAAUGAGACAAUUUUAUAAAGAGAGAGAAACCAAAGCAGAAAGUAAUUACACACAGCAAACCAACUUUAAAAUCGACGACUACAAUAAAAAGAAAAAAGGCGUCUACAAUAAAUUAUUCGGUCUUAAAAAAAAGGAAAAUAUUGAAAUUGCGACUGCCGUUAAUUAUCAUGAAUUAGAAAAACAAUUGGAAAUAGAGAGAACAAAAGUAAAGGUUUUAAUGGAACAAUUAUUAAAUACUAAAAUAUCAAGACUAUCGUCACCGAAGAAUGUACCUUCUAUGGAAAAGAAAUACAAUUUACUUGUAGGAAAUGUGGAAGAAAAAAAUAUUGUCACUGUACCAAUUGCAAGCAGUAUAUCUAAAAAUUUGGAGAGCAGUUCAGAAUGUUUUUCGAAUUCCACUAGUAGUCCGAAAACACUAACAAUAAAUGAGCCAGAUCUACCCGAAAGAGAUAUUGAUUAUUUGCAAAUUGAUCAGAGCACUUUUAUUGAUUGCCAAACAAUACUAAAACUGGAAAAAAAUAAGCUGAAUUUGAACUGUGUUUUGGAAAUUGAAGAAGGAGUUUUAUUAAUAGGCGCAGAAGAAGGUUUAUACGUUUAUCACUGUUUGCAAACUCAAAUUCUGAAGGUAAUUAGAGGAGUAAAAAAUGUUCAUCAAUUGUCUCUACAUUACAAUUUGGGAUUGGCUUUGAUGAUUGCUGAGGAAGAAAGACAAUUACUUUCUUGUAGUGUUAAACAAUUUGAUUUUCUAUCAUUCAAAUAUUCACGACCUAAAAUUAAUACAAAACGUAUUUUGGCUGAAUCCGAAAAUAAUUGUCAUCUUUAUCAAGUUGAAGGAGAGACAAUUUGUGCAGCAACUUCUUCUCACAUUAUCCUGCUAAAAUGGACCUUAAAUGGAGAAUCUGGUGAAUUUAUCAAGAUACGUGAAAUUAAAACACAAGAACCUUGCAGUUGUGUUUUAUUUAUAAAAAAUAAUCUCAUUGUUGGUUGUAACGAAUUCUUUCAAAUAGACAUGACGACAUUUAAAAUGAAUGACUUUCCACAAAUAGAUGAUUCUUCUGUGAGAACUGACGAAGUUACUGAAUUAACAGGACUCAAAAUAUUUCCUAUUUAUGCUCUGGAUGUUUCUAUUGAUUUACAAACUGUAGAAAUUUUAUUAUGUUACAAUGAAUUUGGCAUUUUUGUUAAUGGAUCUGGACAGAAGAUUAGAUGUGAAAAUCUCAACUGGAGUCAUCUUCCGUUUGCAUUUGCAUUCAGUGCACCAUAUUUAUUCGUGGUGCAUUUUUCCUCGGUAGAAAUCAUAAAAAUUGAUCCAGAUUCACUUAAAGUGCCUUCGAUAAUGCCAGAAAGAAUAAUUCUGGAAUUAAACAAUCCCCGUUAUUUGGGCUUAUCUGGUAAAAGUAUUUACAUAUCCAUUUCCAAUUUUAUACUUGAACUGCUAAAAAUUAAAGGAAAAUCACUGACACCAGGGUUAAGUGGUAGUCUGACUAGCAUAGAUUCAUUAUCUAGAAAUUGGAAUUACACAUCUGAUUUUAGUGUCAUGUCGAAUUUAACAGAAGUUCUUGAUGGUCGAGGAAGAAAUAAAUAUUCUAACAUUUCCAACGAGUAAUGAUAUACGCAUCUAAUAUAAAAAUAGAAAUCACAGUAUCUUUCGGAAAUAACUAAUAACUCUCGAAAUAUUUCUAAUGGCCCAACAAAUAUAACUUGUAAUAAAUCUGAUAACAAGUACUACUAAUUUAUGGAUAUUCUAUGCAGAAUGAUGCGACGUCCGGGUAACCUUUGAUACUGGAUGUAUUACCGCAUAAAAACCAACGCAUAUUCAUUGUGAGCCGCCUUAUUGUUUUUUUAAAGGAUUUCUUUCGAGAGCGUUCUGAAAACUAUCAAUGGAAUUCAAGUUCAAUGCCCUAGAAAAAGCUAGUUGUCCUUAUGUUUGUUUUUUUUAUUUUUACUCUUUUUAUUACUGCUAUUACUUCUAUUCAAGAUUCAAAGGAGAAUAAUUUACCAUUUUACAUAAAAAAAUAAUAUAUUUUAAUUUAAAAAUCAAAAAAAUUAUAUUACUUUGUGUAAUAAAUGUUUGACAAAUAUAAAUUUCCAUCUUUUCUAAA
Leptopilina heterotoma is the source of this 4122-nucleotide messenger RNA. RefSeq names its product myosin-11-like. The record is from RefSeq and is a predicted model, not a curated record. The transcript is spliced from 13 exons. Lineage: Eukaryota; Metazoa; Arthropoda; Insecta; Hymenoptera; Figitidae. The coding region runs from base 210 to 3626 and encodes 1138 amino acids. Gene Ontology annotation, cellular component: cytoplasm; cytoskeleton. Gene Ontology annotation, biological process: peptidyl-threonine phosphorylation; actomyosin structure organization. Gene Ontology annotation, molecular function: protein serine/threonine kinase activity.